Molecule: messenger RNA, 804 nt
Organism: Lolium perenne
Lineage: Eukaryota; Viridiplantae; Streptophyta; Magnoliopsida; Poales; Poaceae
Source: RefSeq, a predicted model, not a curated record
AUCCCCGGAACGAAAAGCUUGCCCCCUAUAAAAUCCUCUCCUCCCCUCUCCUCAAUCCCACAGCAGCAACCAGAUCCCCCAAGAGUCCAAGACCAAAACAAGCCCCAGCAAACACGCCCCAGCAAUCUCCGUCGAGCCGAGAUGGGUUCCCAGGCGAUCGAGAAGAACAGGGAGGGCGCGGAGGUGUUCCACGGCGCGGCGCUGUGCGCGGAGAAGGCGGUGGAGCUGCUGGCGGAGACCAACAUGCCGCUGGGCCUCCUCCCGCUGGCCGACAUUGAGGAGGUGGGCUACAACCGCGCCACCGGCUUCGUGUGGCUGCGCCAGAAGAAGGCCCUCACGCACACCUUCAAGCAGAUCGGCCGCCAGGUCUCGUACGCCGCCGAGGUCACCGCCGUCGUCGAGGACAGGAAGAUGAAGCGCAUGACCGGGGUCAAGAGCAAGGAGAUCCUCAUCUGGGUCACGCUUUGCGACAUGUACAUCGACAAGGACGACCCAUCCAAGAUCACCUUCAAGACCCCCACGGGACUCGGCAGGACCUUCCCCGUCUCCGCCUUCCGGAAAGACGACGACGGUAAGGCCAAGGCGCCUGCAGCCGCCACGGCCGCAGCGGCUGACGGCGAAGCCGCCGUGGCCAAGUAAAAAGAGACGCGGCCACCAUACCUCAUACCAUACCAAGUUGAAGAAUUCUCAAGCCAAUCAUUAUACUGUACUUUGCUUAAAUCUUCACGCAGAUUUGCGGAUACACAUGUUGCCGUACACGAUCGAAAAGAAAGGAAUACAUAGCCACCGUUUCAAUUUCCUACA